Peromyscus leucopus (white-footed mouse) is the source of this 2083-nucleotide messenger RNA. It is a transcript of the gene Tcea2, whose product is annotated as transcription elongation factor A2. The record is from RefSeq and is a predicted model, not a curated record. Lineage: Eukaryota; Metazoa; Chordata; Mammalia; Rodentia; Cricetidae. Gene Ontology annotation, biological process: DNA-templated transcription; transcription elongation by RNA polymerase II. Gene Ontology annotation, cellular component: nucleus. The transcript has 13 exons. Bases 796 to 1755 code for a protein of 319 amino acids. Gene Ontology annotation, molecular function: zinc ion binding; nucleic acid binding.
GCAAAACAUGGACCUGGUCCACAAGGAAAAGGUAGACUGGUAGGCACAAGACACAGCCAGUCCCUGCUUCUGUGUGUGGGCUGCUGUAAGAUGGUUUCCUUACCCAGGCCAAACAGCUGUCUCAGGAAGAGACAGGGGCCUGGGCAGGUGAGACAGAGGAAAACUGGGUGUUUUCCAAAAGAGCACUCAUUCAUUUUCUUUUUCUAUCUUUUCAACCACUCCACCAGGAAGAGAUCUGGCCUCUAGAAACGGCUUUCUUCUGAGAGUUGCCCCUUGUCCAUUGCCAUGUAUAACUUCAUAGAGGAAAAGCCAACGUUCUUGACAGCUGUCUAUGACAGCUCCCCUGCUGGUGAUCUACUGAACUUUCCUCUGGAAGGAGCCACUGCCCGAGCAGGUUUGUGGGUUGCUCCUGCCACCUACAGGCUGCUGUUGCUCAUCACUGGGACCACGACUCCACCGUUGACAGCCCCUUCAACCAAACACAGCAUGGUUGAAGGCUGGGAGACUGAGGCGUAGAGCAACGAGCAGAACCUGGGAUUUUCACCUUGUUAGGUUGACUUCAGAGCCUGAAUUCUUGCCCAAGAAGCCUUUUCAGAGUCCAGGGGCCAUACCUCCCAGUGUGCGCCGCAUCUGCGCAGAGGAAGUGGAGGCGACCGGACUCGACCAGCGAAGGAGAAAUGCACCUCCAGGACAAGUGGCUCAGAUGGCGGAGGUUUGUUCCGCGCAUCUAGGCGGCGGCAGCCGAGGUCGGGCCGGGCGGCGCAACCGGCGCAACCCGCUGCCACCGAAGUGGUGAUGGGCAAGGAGGAGGAGAUUGCGCGGAUCGCCCGGAGGCUGGACAAGAUGGUGACCAGGAAGAGCGCGGAGGGAGCCAUGGAUUUGCUGCGGGAGCUGAAGGCCAUGCCUGUUACAUUACACCUGCUCCAGUCCACCCGUGUUGGGAUGUCUGUCAAUGCCCUACGGAAGCAGAGCUCGGACGAGGAGCUCAUUGCACUGGCCAAGUCCCUCAUCAAAUCCUGGAAGAAGCUCUUGGAUGUUUCUGAUGGCAAGACCAGGGAUCAAGGGAGGGGCACACCUCUGCCCACAUCGUCCUCAAAGGAUGCCUCAGGGACUACGGAUCUCAGGCUUUGUCUCUCUAGCUGCAAGAAGCCAGACCCACCUAGAACUUUAUCCACUCCGAGGAUCACCACAUUUCCCCCAGUGCCCAUCACCUGUGAUGCUGUACGAAACAAAUGCCGUGAAAUGCUGACUUUGGCCCUGAAAACGGACCAUGACCACAUGGCCGUCGGUGUAGACUGUGAGCAUCUGUCAGCUCAGAUUGAGGAGUGCAUCUUCCUGGAUGUGGGAAAUACAGACAUGAAGUACAAGAACCGUGUGCGGAGCCGAAUCUCCAACCUGAAAGAUGCCAAGAACCCUGGCCUGCGGCGGAAUGUGCUAUGUGGUGCCAUUACACCCCAGCAGAUAGCUGUGAUGACAUCAGAGGAGAUGGCCAGUGAUGAGCUGAAGGAGAUCCGCAAGGCCAUGACCAAGGAGGCCAUCCGUGAACAUCAGAUGGCCCGUACAGGUGGCACACAGACCGACCUGUUCACCUGCAGCAAGUGCAGGAAGAAGAACUGCACCUACACGCAGGUGCAGACCCGCAGCUCCGAUGAGCCCAUGACCACUUAUGUUGUCUGCAACGAGUGUGGGAACCGCUGGAAGGUAGGUGGGUGGGCCCAGAAUGCUCACCUCCAGUCCUGUCUCAGCAUAUAUUAGACCUGAAGUAGGAACCAGGGCCCAUUAUACCCAGCUAGUUUCCUGGGAGUCUCUGGGAUGGAGCCCCAUGCCUGUCCUAUUUCUGCCCUAGGGGGUCAUGUGGGGCCUUGGUCAGACAUUUCCCUGCCUUCCUGCAGUUCUGCUGAACCCUUGUACUGAUGUGUUGUAGUCCUGGCCAUGGCCAGCAUUGCCCCCUCCUGCAAUGUUCUUGGUGGACACAGCUUCUCUGGAGAUCCUCAGAAGGUGGCAUGCCCUGUCCCAGCCUGCCUGCCUGGUGUGCACCCUUCUGCCCUUUGUCCCUCAUUAUUAAAUGUAUUCUUUUGCCUUC